Linum tenue is the source of this 1227-nucleotide messenger RNA. Lineage: Eukaryota; Viridiplantae; Streptophyta; Magnoliopsida; Malpighiales; Linaceae. The record is from the annotation of a GenBank genome assembly.
UAAAUUGUAAAUGAUGCAACCCACUACUUUGUAAGAGAUCCAUGUCGACCUAGCAUUCCGAUGUGGACGCUUCAGGUCGACCUCACAGUACAGAUGUAAUCCCCAACACGACCACAUUAUCGGAGGAGACGCUGUUCAUUGCUUCUGCUCUCUCUAUAUUCUCUCAUCUUUCGAUAUCUCAAGUUACAGCUUUCCUUCCCCGAGUCGAAUCUAACGCGAUGGCAAAUGCAGCAUCCGGGAUGGCAGUCCACGACGACUGCAAGUUGAAAUUCUUGGAGCUGAAGGCCAAAAGGACCUUUCGCUCCAUAAUUUUCAAGAUCGAGGAGAAGCAAAAGGAAGUCAUUGUGGAGAAGCUUGGUGAUCCAAGUCAAACCUAUGAGGAUUUUGCUGCUAGCAUCCCUGCUGAUGAGUGCCGCUAUGCUGUUUAUGAUUACGACUUUGUCACGGAGGAGAACUGCCAGAAGAGCAGGAUAUUUUUCAUUGCCUGGGUCUCCUGACACAGCAAGGGUGAGAAGCAAGAUGAUUUACGCUAGCUCAAAAGACAGGUUCAAGAGAGAGCUCGAUGGAAUUCAGGUGGAGUUGCAAGCGACUGAUCCUACAGAGAUGGGUCUUGAUGUGUUCAAGAGUCGUGCCAAUUGAAUGGGGACAGACAUAUGAGGGGCCAUCGGACAAUGUGGCUUGUGGCCUUUCAGGAUUUGCAUUUACUGGGUUUGACAUGUUUAUAGUUUGGUGAUGAAUGGACUGGUUUUCAGAGUUUGAUCUGCUGUUCUGAAGUCUUUAUUUUUUCUUCAUUUGAACCAUGAAUACGUGGCUUUGGGGUACAUUUUGUUAUUGUGUGUUCCAUAGAACCAUUUUGUGUCUGAGUGCGCUUCAUGUAGCUGUAUGUCUACAAGCUAAUCUGCAACUGUUUGUUUGUGGAGGAGCGGGUUUAGGUAGGGCCUUGAGUUGGGUUGAAGGUGGAGAAGUGCACGACAAUUCUCAUUCUACUUAGGGUUGCUAAGAGGGUUCCUCAUAGCCUGCAGUUAUCAUGUUUGUUCUUGAUAUGUACUGCUAGUCUGCUAUUACUAAAAGAUAUGCUUAUCGUGAAAUGUUAAGGUUCUCUACAUGAAUCUUGUGCUCUCUCAUGCUCUCUUGACCUGGUUGCCCAGGUCUCACGCAUUUUAUUUCUUUAUGUAUUGAUUUUGAGUCCCUUUGGGAUUGGUAUUGUUCAGGGGUGUUCAAAUGGAG